This is a messenger RNA of Oryzias melastigma (Indian medaka), 943 nucleotides long. RefSeq names its product mitochondrial ribosomal protein L24 (gene mrpl24). Gene Ontology annotation, biological process: translation. The transcript has 6 exons. Gene Ontology annotation, molecular function: RNA binding; structural constituent of ribosome. Gene Ontology annotation, cellular component: mitochondrion; ribosome. NCBI's taxonomy places the organism in Eukaryota, Metazoa, Chordata, Actinopteri, Beloniformes, Adrianichthyidae. The coding region runs from base 134 to 784 and encodes 216 amino acids. The record is from RefSeq and is a predicted model, not a curated record.
CGUUUUUUCACGUUUUAAACGUAAAUAAAUUCCAGGUUUUAACUCUGGAGGUCCUCCUGUCCAGCAGGCGGCGCUGCUCGCGGGCGCUGGUGUCAGUUCUCCCGCACGCGACAUUCGAGUUGACCCCGAAAACAUGAGGCUGACGGCGCUGCUGUCCAUGGCCGCCAAAGCGGUGACGCCCAAAGAUUACCGGUACGGCACGAACCGGCCGUGGACCGUCGCGGCCCAGAGGCUCAACCCCCCGGGGAAGCGCAGGAGGAAGGUGUUCGUGGAGCCGCUGGAGGCCGAGGACUGGAGCGUGGUCCGGGGAGACCUGGUUGAGAUUCUGGCAGGGAAGGACAAAGGGAAGCAAGGGAAGGUCAUCCAGGUCUUCAGACACAGAAACUGGGUCAUCCUGCAGGGCCUGAACACACAUUUCAGGUUCGUGGGGAAAUCCCCCGGCUAUCGGGGGACGUACAUCGCCAGCGAGGCGCCGCUGCUCCUCAGAGACAUCGCCCUGGUCGACCCGUCGGACCGGAAACCCACUCAGGUGGAGUGGAAGUACACGGAGGAGGGGGAGCGGGUCCGCGUGUCGGUCCGGACCGGCCGGAUCAUCCCGAAGCCGGUGGUGGAGCGGCGAGACGGCAUCGUGCCGCAGCAGUGGAAAGACGGGCCCAAAGACACCAGUCCUGAAGACGCUCUGGAGAAGACGUACGUCCCCUCGCUGAAGACGCUGGAGGAGGAAGUCAUGGAGAAGCUGGACAUCCACGAGCCCAGGAGGCACAGGACGUCCUAUUGGUACUGAGAGCGGCCCGGUUCUGGACACAACCCGGACAGGACUGCAGACGCGGAUUCUGUUUUUAAACGUUUUCUCGUAUGAAUGUCAAAUAUUUCCUGUUUUCAAACGUGGAAUAAAGUCACGACUGUCGUGGAGCCGAUGAGCUCAGAGAGUUGAAGGUUCAAA